Messenger RNA from Varroa destructor (honeybee mite), 6444 nucleotides. RefSeq lists its product as uncharacterized. Lineage: Eukaryota; Metazoa; Arthropoda; Arachnida; Mesostigmata; Varroidae. The record is from RefSeq and is a predicted model, not a curated record. Gene Ontology annotation, molecular function: protein binding.
AUGCCAGUGAAAUGUCCCCAUCGAGUUGCACCUCGAUCCCAAUAUUCAAGUAGCAGCACCUUCGUACCUACGCUCUUUAAAAGUAAUGCCAACGGCAUUGACUCAGAAGUAGAAGGAUCCACCGGUGAAGGCCGACAAGCCUUAGCAUCACAUCCUCGUAGCACUGAAAUGUUGUCGACUGCGCAAAACGAAAACUCGAACGCACAGAAGGUCAGGAACCGAAAGCUCGUUCUAGAUAUUUCCACCCAGGAGACGCCUUUGAAACAGAAACACAUUCAGCCUCUGCUGAGGCGCCAGUCUCUGUAUUACAAGAUCUGGUUGACAAGAUUAUUGCUGAGCACAAUUUCACCACCUGGGAAGAUUUCACGGCAACAUGCGGCUGUUGAAGCAGAGGGCAAACAUGCAGCUGUUGAAGCAGACGGCAAACCUGCAGCUGCUGAAGCAGAUGGCAAACAUACGGCUGUCGAGGCAUACGGCAAACAUGCGGCUGUUGAAGCAGAUGGCAAACAUGCAGCUGCUGAAGCAGACGGCGAACAUGCAGCUGCGGAAACACACGGCAAAGAUGCGGCUGCUGAAACAGACGGCAAAGAUGCGGCUGCUCAAGAAGACAAUGGAAGCGGGGUUUCUCAAGCAAACAAAGACAGCAAUCGAGAACAUUUCCAACAGAAAAAACAGGACGACGGAGAAUCCGAAGAUGGUAUAGCGUCUGAUGAAGCUAGAGAAAACGAUUCUUUCAUUGAAACUGGCGAAGCUACUGGAGCAGAAGACGCUGCUUCUUUCGGCGGCCGACAUUUUGCUCCAGCAAAGUAUUGUGCGCAUAUAGGCAAGGAUAUCAAGGUGGUUCCGGUUCCAUUCGAGAGUACAAUUGUACCUCUCAGAGAUGUUAAUGAAGCUGUACAGGAAAGAGAUCGCCAAGAAAUUCCCAUUCCGGAGAUUCCGAAGUUUGCGAAUGAAGCACAGUCAUCAUGGUUCGGACAACGGAAUCGUUUCAGAGGCGACGAUGUAAUCGACAAUCCAGACGAUGAGAUUCCCGAGGGGGCAUUCGAUUCACAGCAAUGGCUGGAUGACUUCAAUAAGUUCGAUGACACAGCAAUGGUAGAGGCUCUGGUUGGUCUUCUCUCAAUCUGCAGUGUUGCCCAACUGCGCGGUCUACUACUUAUUUUACGGAGAUGCCGACCUACGUUUAUCUGUGCUCUGCCGACUGAGAUUGCAGCACAAAUUAUUGCGUACUUUGAGCCUAGGGACAGAGACGUCCACCUGCUCGUUAAUCAGAACAAUGAUCGAUACUGGGAAGCACGAUGUCAGGAACUGCAGAUCGAGAUGCCAAGGACCAGAAAAUCUACUCAAGACGAAUGGGACAAAUGGCGGCAAAUAUUUAUACGGACGCGUUAUGCCAUCAAUUGGAGCUGGCGCUUCAUUGCACAGCCUAGACACAGGAUCAUCGAUUGCCACAAAAGCGAGGAGAUCACGUGUUUACGUUACGCUAGAAAUACAAUUUUAACCGCCAGUACUGACCACACGCUCCGACUUCACAACGCGAAAACUGGUAAGCUACUUCAUAUACUCGAAGGACACAAGAAUCAGGUUUGGUGUGCCAUGCUAAUGAAAACAAUCGCAAUUUCCGGAUCGUCGGAUGCCACUCUUAAAGUAUGGUCUCUUAAUAAAGGGAAAUGCAUUCGCACCCUCAUCGGACACCAACAAACCGUAAAAUGUCUGGAUGUGCAAAGGGACAGGGUAGCUUCCGGUUCUAGCGACAGUACAAUUCGCCUCUGGAAUCAUGUCACAGGCGAGUGUAUACGGGUGUUUGGUGGUCAGACGGGUCAUAUGAGCGAAAUCAACUGCGUCCGACUAAGUAAGGACGGAAAAACCAUCAUGUCCGCUGGGCAUGAUCGGCUGAUAAAAAUUUGGGGCGAUAGUCGAGACAGAUGUCUACGUAAUUUGGAAGGUCACACCGACAUAGUCUGCGCGCUAGAAUUCGACGCUGAACACAUUGUAUCAGCUGGCCUUGAUACAUCGAUCCGAGUUUGGGAUCGGACAGGCCACAACCUAUACGUCCUUUGGGGUCAUGAGGGUCCUACCCGAGCUUUGGUAUUAAGAGGCGAUAUGCUUGUGUCAGCAAACGCCGAUCACACCCUUCGACUAUGGAAUGUUCGACGUGGCAGUUGUGUACAGACGCUUGUUGGUCACGAAGGUGCGAUAUCAUCGGUGCAGGUAAACACAAACUUCAUUAUAAGCGCAUCGUACGAUGGCCGAGUAAAACUGUGGGAUCGACAAAGCGGUAAAUUCCUGCGUGAUCUAUUCAGCGUAAAGUAUUAUGGGCUAGAUCAGAAGCAGAAGCAAGGCGUACACCACAUCUGUGCCGAUAAUACUUCGCUUGUGGCAGCGUUCAGCACGGGCAUGGGAACAAGCCGCGACACCCGUCUUGGAGUACGUAUCAUGACGUGUCGUAACUGUGGUUGGCAUCGUUCACUGUCUAACGCUGUAAAAACGAUUGUUCCCCGCGCUAGGGGCGGAAAAAUUACGCAGCUGCAUGUUUGCCAUCUGCUUCAACAGCCGCAUGUUUGCCGUAUGCCUCGACAGCCGUAUGUUUGCCAUCUGCUUCAGCAGCUGCAGGUUUGCCGUCUGCUUCAACAGCUGCAUGUUUGCCCUCUGCUUCAACAGCCGCAUGUUGCCGUCUGCUUCAGCAGCUGCAUGUUUGCCGUCUGCGUCAGCAACUGCAUGUUUGUCGUCUGCUUCAACAGCCGCAUGUUUGCCGUCUGCUUCAACAGCCGCAUGUUUGCCGUCUGCUUCAAUAGCCGCAUGUUUGCCGUAUGCCUCGGCAGCUGUAUAUUCGCCGUAUGCCUGCUGUUGCGCCGUAUGCAUGCAGCUGCGGAAACACACGGCAAAGAUGCGGCUGCUGAAACAGACGGCAAAGAUGCGGCUGCUCAAGAAGACAAUGGAAGCGGGGUUUCUCAAGCAAACAAAGACAGCAAUCGAGAACAUUUCCAACAGAAAAAACAGGACGACGGAGAAUCCGAAGAUGGUAUAGCGUCUGAUGAAGCUAGAGAAAACGAUUCUUUCAUUGAAACUGGCGAAGCUACUGGAGCAGAAGACGCUGCUUCUUUCGGCGGCCGACAUUUUGCUCCAGCAAAGUAUUGUGCGCAUAUAGGCAAGGAUAUCAAGGUGGUUCCGGUUCCAUUCGAGAGUACAAUUGUACCUCUCAGAGAUGUUAAUGAAGCUGUACAGGAAAGAGAUCGCCAAGAAAUUCCCAUUCCGGAGAUUCCGAAGUUUGCGAAUGAAGCACAGUCAUCAUGGUUCGGACAACGGAAUCGUUUCAGAGGCGACGAUGUAAUCGACAAUCCAGACGAUGAGAUUCCCGAGGGGGCAUUCGAUUCACAGCAAUGGCUGGAUGACUUCAAUAAGUUCGAUGACACAGCAAUGGUAGAGGCUCUGGUUGGUCUUCUCUCAAUCUGCAGUGUUGCCCAACUGCGCGGUCUACUACUUAUUUUACGGAGAUGCCGACCUACGUUUAUCUGUGCUCUGCCGACUGAGAUUGCAGCACAAAUUAUUGCGUACUUUGAGCCUAGGGACAGAGACGUCCACCUGCUCGUUAAUCAGAACAAUGAUCGAUACUGGGAAGCACGAUGUCAGGAACUGCAGAUCGAGAUGCCAAGGACCAGAAAAUCUACUCAAGACGAAUGGGACAAAUGGCGGCAAAUAUUUAUACGGACGCGUUAUGCCAUCAAUUGGAGCUGGCGCUUCAUUGCACAGCCUAGACACAGGAUCAUCGAUUGCCACAAAAGCGAGGAGAUCACGUGUUUACGUUACGCUAGAAAUACAAUUUUAACCGCCAGUACUGACCACACGCUCCGACUUCACAACGCGAAAACUGGUAAGCUACUUCAUAUACUCGAAGGACACAAGAAUCAGGUUUGGUGUGCCAUGCUAAUGAAAACAAUCGCAAUUUCCGGAUCGUCGGAUGCCACUCUUAAAGUAUGGUCUCUUAAUAAAGGGAAAUGCAUUCGCACCCUCAUCGGACACCAACAAACCGUAAAAUGUCUGGAUGUGCAAAGGGACAGGGUAGCUUCCGGUUCUAGCGACAGUACAAUUCGCCUCUGGAAUCAUGUCACAGGCGAGUGUAUACGGGUGUUUGGUGGUCAGACGGGUCAUAUGAGCGAAAUCAACUGCGUCCGACUAAGUAAGGACGGAAAAACCAUCAUGUCCGCUGGGCAUGAUCGGCUGAUAAAAAUUUGGGGCGAUAGUCGAGACAGAUGUCUACGUAAUUUGGAAGGUCACACCGACAUAGUCUGCGCGCUAGAAUUCGACGCUGAACACAUUGUAUCAGCUGGCCUUGAUACAUCGAUCCGAGUUUGGGAUCGGACAGGCCACAACCUAUACGUCCUUUGGGGUCAUGAGGGUCCUACCCGAGCUUUGGUAUUAAGAGGCGAUAUGCUUGUGUCAGCAAACGCCGAUCACACCCUUCGACUAUGGAAUGUUCGACGUGGCAGUUGUGUACAGACGCUUGUUGGUCACGAAGGUGCGAUAUCAUCGGUGCAGGUAAACACAAACUUCAUUAUAAGCGCAUCGUACGAUGGCCGAGUAAAACUGUGGGAUCGACAAAGCGGUAAAUUCCUGCGUGAUCUAUUCAGCGUAAAGUAUUAUGGGCUAGAUCAGAAGCAGAAGCAAGGCGUACACCACAUCUGUGCCGAUAAUACUUCGCUUGUGGCAGCGUUCAGCACGGGCAUGGGAACAAGCCGCGACACCCGUCUUGGAAUCUUCUACUAUGACGUCAAUGAUUGUCCGGAAGGAGCGGAUCAGCGAGAAGCAAGUACAGGCUAUUGCGCUUUUGCGUGAAUCAACGUUAUCGGCUUCCAAAAGAACGUGUUACGGCGUAGACGUUCCUAAGCAAAUUUGAGCACUCUUAAAGCGAUUUCUACAAAACAGAUAUUUUGAUAUAAAUAUUCUACAUUUGAUGUGUUACACAUCGGCGUUUGUAGGAAGUUUAUAGAUGCUGUACAAUUAGCCAACACGUUGAAUUGAAGACGCUUCAAUGUGGUUACAAUAGAUUGAGGCGAAAAUAUAUCUUGGUUUCAGGAUGGAACAGACGCGCAAUCAAUAUAUUAAUCUAACACACUAACAUAAUCUCUGCAAGAGAUGAAAUGCAAAUUAAGUUAGCAGUCGUUGAAAACUAUUUAAGGUUGUACUUCACCGUCAAACCGUUUUAUCUAGGACCUUAUUAUUUUAGAGAAACUCAUUAUUUUACUGGAAACCUACUUUGAGGAACAUCGCUCUUGCAUCGCUAGGCAUAGAGUGACUUCGCGUUUGUUGAACAGGUGACCAACAACCGCGCAGCAGCGUCCUACCAUCAUUACGCUUUCAAUCGCCUUUUAAGAAACAAACAUUCCAGUGAAUUAGGACUUUCGACAACUCAGGACCCUUCUGGAAUCAACUGAUCUUACAGUAGUAGGUUUAUUCGAACAAGUUGAAUUCACUCGAUCACCUAAAAAGGUCCGAUAAAUUCCCAGAUUUUCCUUUUUUUGUCGAUCUUUUUUGUCGAUUAUUCCUCUUUCAGGCAAAAACUUCUCCUCCGGGAUUUGAGACCGGGCCUUGUUAACUUAAAAGGCUUCAAUUUCCGGACUGGCCUAUAGCCUUUGAACACAAAAAAUCAUUCCGAAGCAGCUGUUAAUACCAAACAACGCGCCAGUAUUUCCCUUUUUUUUCGUAUUCAGAAAUCAAAACUAUUACACGAAAUUGGCAACUCGUAGGAUUAUAACUCAACCCCGUACCACAUGAUGCGCACACUGUUAAGAUGAUAGCGAUAUCGCGGAAGUCAUUUCAAGCGGAAUCACCAGCGACACCUACAUAAUUUUAAGCGUUUAUGUUGUUUUUAAUCGCUACAUACAUUACGUACGCGUCCGCGUGCACGCAGAAUCAACUAAUGUUAGCAAAAUACCACACUCUUUUAGCAGUUAUGUUUUUACCACUGCCUCACUUUGUAGACGCAAUUGCAGAAGUCUCUUAAAAGCCUCUUCUAAGGAAAUAGCCACCUGAUUCAGGUUUUCACAGCCCUCGGCACAGAGCGAAUUCGGAAGCAUACAGAGCUUGCAGCAGUCUCGAAGAAAUUUCUCAUCGAGUGUCGCGUGCCCAUGAGAGUGACAAUGACGACCGCUAGGGACAGAUUGCUUCUGCACCUAUGAAUACUCAAAAGGGGAGGACACUCACAGACGGAAAGCUCAUUGUUUCAAUUAGAUUGCAAAAAAAAACUUGUUGCAAGAACAGGUCAUUGACUGCAUUCGGAUUAGGCCUAGCUAACCACACCUGAAGCUUAUUUCGGCUUACCUUAAGUCGGCCUCAAUAUACGACAAGUCACGACAGUGAAAUUAGAAUUAAUAAAAUUUCGUUGACCAUCAUAGCAAUCGUUGAUUCCGAAAGCUUACAUUUUAUAAUCAGGAUCAGAGUCAUAGA